CAUGAAGUGUUUUAACUAUAACCUGUCCACGAUCUGGCUAUUUAUUUUACGAUUUUUUUUAUUCAAAAGCAUAUUUAGAAUCCAUCGACAGAAUAAAAGACAAUGAUUUCAGAUGUGAAGCAACGUUUUAAUUACAACAAGAAACGCAAACAUAACAUGAGCUAAGGAGAAUUUAUGGUUUGUCAAGUGCCGAAAGUGCAUGACAUACAGUCCUCUGAAGCCGUAUUUGAUCUAUGGAUUGGAAUAAUAUGAUCGAACGAGUCCAAAUUUGAAGAAACCCGUUUUAGUUUUGGACAUUAUAUAAACACCUAUCUAAUCAGUUGGUAUACAGUAAAUAUAGGUUAGGAUUACAAUUACGAUUGUUGCAGUAGCUGGAGAAAGAUUAAGAGUUACUUAAGGCUAACCAGAAUUUAUUACAUCUCAUUAUAAGUGGCUCUUCAUUCUACUUUACUGCCCUACUCUAAAAACCUUGCGGACGGGUUUUAUAACUUCGUUUUCGUGCCGUGAAACUGCAAAGCUAAGGUGUAAUGCUAAAUGUACCGUAUGCAAAGUGAAUUGGCGUGUUUCUUAGGUAUUGAAGGAACAGCGACCGAGGAAUACACUUAAAAGGUAAAGACAUUGCUGGAGGCGCGAAGGUGGAUUUCAGGGUGUUCUCCAAUGACCUGCCAUUCAUCCGACUCCACCGAAACCAUAGAGAAUGAAAGGAGGUCGGAAACCGAGUCCAGAGUUGUAGAUUCCGAUCAGAACCGCAUUGCAGCAGCCAUGAGAGAUCUUAAGAAGACAGGGUGGUACUGGGGUAGUUUAACUGCCAGUGAAGCUAAAGAGAUACUCCAGGACACACCGGAGGGCACCUUCCUGGUCAGGGAUAGCUCACAAAGGGACUACCUGUUUACCAUCUCUGCCAAAACCUCCGUGGGGCCAACCAACUUGCGCAUAGAAUACAAAGAUGGCAAAUUCAAAUUGGACUCAGUGGUGCUCAUCAAACCCAAACUAAAGCAGUUUGACAGCGUAGUUCAUCUUGUAGAACACUAUGUGUUUCUGUCAAGGACUUUGAAAGGCUCAGAGUCUCUUAACCCACCCAAUGGCACAGUCCAGCUGCUUUUGACCAAGCCAGUUUAUACAUCAAUACCAUCUCUGCAGCAUCUCUGUAGGAUCUCCAUCAAUAAAGCAACCAAAAGGAUUCAGGACCUGCCUCUGCCUAACAGGCUGAAAGAUUAUUUAACAGACUACAUUUACCACGUUUGAUAAAGGUGUUUUUUGUAACAGUGUACACACAUUCAAUCUAUGAUAUUUUUUUUUUCUUCACUGUUGCCAAAUAAGGGGUUAAAAAGUGUUUAAAUUCAUGAAGAUUUUGGAGUGGCAUGAAUGCAGAUUAUCUACAAGCAAUAUUAAAAAUCACAGAAGUACAUUUGUAAGUGUUAUUUUUAUUUUGUAUCUUUUUUUAUCUGAAAUGAAGAUCUGACAUUUCAUUGACAGGCUUAAGGGAUAUUUUCUGUCUUUGACACAAUCUUGUUACUUUUGUUUUGUGCCACAAAUUUAGUUAAUACUGUCGCAAGCAAUAAAAGCUUUUGGCAAAGCAAUAGCUCCAUUAUUUAGGUGAAGUCUCUGGGACUGCUAUACAAAUGUGACAUUUUCUGUUGACUGAGACUUUGGUGCCCUUACUUAACAUACUGUAUAUGUGAUCAUUUUUAUGAACUCAGCUGUGGGAAUUGUGCUUUUACAAGUCCUUAUAUUUUUAACACUUGAAAAUAAAUGCUUUUACUUUGUCGUUACACUUGGUGGAAGAAAUGAAAAAAAAAUUGACUAGUUUUUAUCCCAGCGUUUUGAAAAGGUUGUUCAGGUGUACAUUUUACCUGAAUCUUUUAUAAUCAGUUAUCAUUGUAUUUAGCUAAUUUAGAUUGCUUCAAUGUAUGGAACAGAUCCUCUGUCUAAAUCAAAGAAAAAAAAAUACAAUAGAGAAUGAGUCAAAUUGAAGCGGGAUGUUUCACCACUUGAAACCAGUCUGCAUCCACCAUCCUUCUUCAUGUUUGUGUUUCUUAGAGUGGGUAUUUCUAAACCAGUUCUUGGAGAGACUCACUGCUGCAAGUUUUACAGGUAACUAUUAAAACAUCAGGUUCUGAAGACUUGGAACAAUUUAAUUCAGAUCAGUUCCAGGUGAUGUGUUAAAUAAUCUCUAAAUCUGGAACACAAAUUUAGCCCAUGAGGAACAGAGUUCCAGAGCUGAGCCUUUUUAAGCAAUAAUUAAUAAGUGUUCCCAGUCUUUGGAAAUAGGAAAUUUGAGGCAAUGUGAUCUAUAAGACUUAUUGGAUUGGGGUUCACCAUGACUAAACAGGGGUGUCUAUUUUAAAAUAUAACUACAAUGUUUAACAAUUUAAUGCCCAUUUCUUUCUAUGAUCUUGUGAAAUAAUGACAGACAGUGAAACCUUACAGGUGAUGGGUGUUUUCUGGAUUCUAGUUACAUUGUGUUUUCGAAGGGUAAAAUUCAAAUAAGAUGAGAAAUUUGAUGUUAAAAUGGAAACUGGAACCAUUCUGUACUGAAACUGAGUAAGGCAUUUAUUUAGGGGUCACAGGUUAAUUGCAGUUUCUGCAUUAUUUCUCAUUGAUAUUUAUACUGUAGUUACUGUUUGCUUUUUGGACUGUUGAUUGAUGAGAUGUCUUAUUAUAUCCAGGCUUGCUCAUUUUCCACAUCUAUUUUUCAGGAGUACAGAAAUUACAACAAAUUCAACUUGUAAAGUGCAUUGUAGUAUCUGAGUCGUAUUAAUUGCAUUAUCCUGGUCAGUGAGUGAGGAUCUAAUUUAUUGUAUUUGACCUCAUUGCUUUCAGGUCAUCAAAUCUCUAUAUUUUAUGUUAAAUACAUUAUCUGCAUUCCUAAAAGUAGCCAAGUUUUGCAUCACUUUAUGCAAUCAUAUCAUAACUGAAAUUUAAUUUUGUAGUCUAUCCUGUCUGCUCUGAUACAUUAAUAUGAAAAGAAAAUUAUUAAAUCCAAUACUGUAUUCUGAGAUUGUUUUAAUUUAUUGUCUAGGCUAUUAGCUUUCAAAAGGUGCCAAACAAAUUGCAAUUUGCUCAGGUGUGUUGAAUAGCUAAAAGAUUUAAUUUACCAGAAAGUAUUUGGAUACAAAAAAAUGAUCUUAUAUGCUCUUAUUUUCUGCACAUCUAAUGAUACAUUUUGAAAUCAGGCAAGUCUAAAUAAGGACAUUUCUUUUAUGGCAGAGAAAAGCUUUUGUACUCAAGUGAUUUAUUUUUAUUUCCCUUAUUUCCAUCCUGUAAUGCAGAGUAGGAGACAAGUACAGUAUAUACUUUAAAAUCAGUACAAGACAGGAUGUUAUUUUAAAUUAAACAAAACAGCAUUAACAUUAAAGUUGAAAAAGAAUGAUUGGAAUUUGGCCAAUUAAUUAAGCUCGUAAAUGUAGUAGUGCUCUUCAAAGAAAGUUGUGCCUGGAAGUAUUCACACAAUGUUUUAUAAAACAUAAAAUACAGGAAUAGAUGAGUUAUUGUAAAGAAGUAGUAUUGUAUAUAAACAUAAUUGGAAACAGCCUAAGAUGAGAAAGCAGCUAAGAUACUGGUUUAUCUUCAUGAUCAAUUAAAGUAAAAUAUCUUUAGUUUAUUAAAGUUAUUGUCAUAAUCUGAAAUUCCAUGAAAUACUUAAGAUAUUAAGCAAUCUGUACUCUACCUAGGAUAAAACAAUGAAACAAUUUAAUUAAAAUUAAAAAAAAAAAUUUUUUGGAAAAAUUAAAAUAAUGAAAACCAGUUUACCGCAAUCAAAUGAUUAUUGUGUAGUGUGGAUUGUGGAUUGUGUUGAUGAAAAAAAUUCCCUUCACCUGUUAAAGGUUCUCAGAAUUGCCCUUGGUAUUUUGUGUUUUAGAAUUUGAAGUCCAACUAUAAUAGGUCUCUAGAAAUACCUACAGUACCUAACGAUAACUAGAUUUACAGUGAUGCAAUAGACUAUAUUUUUGGCAUAACAUGCCUAAAUUAUUUAAAUUGUGUUGCACCACAUGUAUUCAGUUGCCAGGUUUAAUAAAUAUGACAGAUUACAGAUUUAAAAUUAAUAUUCAUUUUAAAGUUAUGCUGAACUUUAUGAUUUUAUUUGAAAUUGAAAAGAACACAUUGAUCCCACAUUGUUCUUGUUUAAGUCAUUUUAAUACAGUUGUUGAAAGAUCUUAGAGCAAAAUGUUAUUUAUUUGUCAGUUCUCUUGUUAUUUUAUGAUACUUAUACAUAUUUCUUUUUGGUGUUCUCCAAAACCUGUAUGUUAAUGGGCAAACAGACUUUCAACCAAAGGAAUUUGUGUGGAUCAGUAUUAUCUACUAAAAUUUGUGUGCUAAAAAUAUAACCAAAGAAACCUCAGUGAUCUCAUAGCUAUCGCAGAUCAGUGUGAAAUAUAGCCUGUUUGUUAGGCAUAUUUUACAGGCACCAAAAAAAAGUUUUCAUAAGAAUGUGGAUUCCAGUGCUCACAGUUGUGUUCUGUGACAUGAUCAUGUUUAGUCAUGUUCUGAGGUCAAUAGUGUAGCUAAGAACCCCAAUUGGGUUACUGAGCAAGACAAAAUAUUUCUUUGGAUGUGGUACACAAUACUGUAUCAUAUAUAGGAUAGUAAUUAUUACAAAAACAGAGAAACUCUAAAUUCCUAAUUUAGUUUCUGGUAUAAACCAAACAGUAUAGUUAAAGUCAGAUUGAUAAUCUGUCCUGUUGACUUGAUCCUAAUUAUAUUGCUGCCCAUUUUGAUAUUUCUUAAGGCUUUAUUUUUACAUGAAAUAAAAAUUAGUGGAUGUGCCUAAAGUGUGCAUACUAUGAUAUUUGUUACAUUACACAAAAUAUUUCCCAGAAUAUGACGAUGUAUUCAACUAAAUUAGUAGAUUUUAAGCAGAACAGAUAUUUAUGUAUGUGCAUAACUUUACACAAUUAAUAUCCAACAUAAUGUAAAAUAUUACAAAUUCUCGAAAAUCUAACUACUUACAGUACAUGUACAGUAACUACCUUAUU
Messenger RNA from Lepisosteus oculatus (spotted gar), 4976 nucleotides. It is a transcript of the gene socs2, whose product is annotated as suppressor of cytokine signaling 2. Gene Ontology annotation, cellular component: phosphatidylinositol 3-kinase complex. Gene Ontology annotation, molecular function: 1-phosphatidylinositol-3-kinase regulator activity. Gene Ontology annotation, biological process: phosphatidylinositol phosphate biosynthetic process; intracellular signal transduction. The record is from RefSeq and is a predicted model, not a curated record. NCBI's taxonomy places the organism in Eukaryota, Metazoa, Chordata, Actinopteri, Semionotiformes, Lepisosteidae.